UGCUGCCCCAGCUGCUAUGGGGAGGGCACAGAGGGCCGGUGCUGAGCCCCUUGGGGUGCAGUGAGGGAGAAGGGCUGGCGGUGUCCUGCUGGGAAGGUGCCCGGAGGAGGAGUCUGUGCUGGAGGAGGGCGCAGGGGAUGCAGAGGCAGGUGCACGGCGGGACGCAGCCACGGCCUGCAACUGGAGGAGCCCCGCAGGCUCUCCCUGGCCUCCUGUUAAUGUUUACAAGGGCUGUCCAAAGAACAGAUCCCUCCCCGGGAUCCUGCUUCCUGCCAGCCUGGGCAGGGUGACGACAGCUGCACAAAGGAAAACCCUCUGCUCCUGCUGCCCUGAGAGUCCACUGCAGCUGCAGAUGAGUAAUGCCACCCAUGCUUGGUCCUCUCCUGCGGCACCCAGCUCUCCAGGGCCGGGCACAGCUGCCAGGCUGGCCUCCGCCACCCCAUCCCCAGCCCUCACCCUGCUCACAGCUGCCCACAACGACUCCCAGGAUGGCCAGCAGCUCUUCCUGACCACAAUAACAGCACGGGUCAUCUCCGGCAUCUUCGUGUGGUCGGCGCUCAUCGUCACCUUCCACCAGAUCUACAUGCACCUGAGGAACUAUACCAUCCCCAAGGAGCAGCGCUACAUCAUCCGCAUCCUUUUCAUUGUGCCCAUCUAUGCCUUCGACUCGUGGCUCAGUCUCCUGCUCCUUGGCAGCCACCAGUACUAUGUCUACUUCGACUCAGUGCGCGACUGCUAUGAGGCUUUCGUGAUUUACAGCUUUCUGAGCCUAUGCUUUGAGUACCUCGGUGGGGAGAGCACCAUCAUGACUGAGAUCCGAGGGAAACCCAUUGCGUCUAGCUGCUUGUAUGGGACCUGCUGCCUUCAGGGCAUGUCCUACUCCAUUGGGUUCCUGCGCUUCUGCAAGCAGGCCACGCUUCAGUUCUGCAUUGUGAAACCCCUCAUGGCAAUUGUCACCAUCAUCCUGCAGGCGUUUGGGAAGUACCACGACGGGGACUUCAAUGUCCGAAGCGGCUAUCUCUACAUCACCAUCAUCUACAACUUCUCUGUCAGCCUGGCUCUUUAUGCCCUCUUCCUCUUCUACUUCGCCACCAUGGACCUGCUGCGCCCUUUUGAGCCGGUCCUCAAGUUCAUCACCAUCAAGGCUGUCAUCUUCCUCUCCUUCUGGCAAGGGACACUGCUGGCAAUCCUGGAGAAAUGCGGGGUGAUCCCCGAAGUUCAGAUCAUCGACGGGAAGGAGGUGGGAGCUGGGACAGUGGCUGCUGGAUACCAGAACUUCAUCAUCUGCAUUGAGAUGCUCUUUGCUUCCAUUGCGCUGCGCUACGCUUUUAGCUGCCAGAUGUACAGAGAGAAGAAAGAAAACUCAACAGCAAACCUUGCCCCGAUGCAGAGCAUCUCGAGUGGGCUGAAGGAGACAAUGAGUCCACAGGACAUUGUGCAGGAUGCCAUCCACAACUUCUCACCCACCUACCAGCAGUACACCCAGCAAGCCAUGCAGGAGGCAGAGCGCAAGGCGCCGGACGAGAACGGGCACGUGGCCUGCAGGGCAGAGGGAGCAGGAGGCAGGAAGAGCAAAAACAUCGAGAAGAGAGUGCUGAUCCUGUCGGAUGAGGAGCUGUAGGAGAUAUCCGAGGGGACAGAGACAUUGGAGAGGCUUAAAUGCAAGGAAGGGGGGACUUUUGAGGCUGUGACAACCUGCUCACAUUGGCAUGCUGGAAGGAGGAGAGCCAGGAACUCAACUCAUAAAGCCAGUUCCUAAAAGGGAAGAUGCAAUAACCAGGGAAAGGUUAAAAUAGUGCCAGCUUCUGACUCAUCUCCGAGGUGUUAGGGACUGUGCUCUUUGCUUUACUGCCAGUCUGGGUGCCAGCCCUGUGCCCAUACCCCUGCUGGGUUCCCAGUGAGCCAGGACCACCCCAGUGCCGUUGGACAGACUGGCCUCCUCACCCUGCUCUUACCUGCAAACAGCACCGAGACCUGACAAAAAUGCUUUUCUCAGCACAGUUCUGCUCUAGUUUCUCCUGAUUUGGGUAAAAAAUGAUCUCCAGGGCCCCAUGGAGAAAAGCAGUGCAGGAAGGUGACUUCAAUUCACCUCAAAACCUGGUAACAUUUGAAAGACAUCAUGCCUUAUUUCUAUGUUUUCCUCUCUACUUCCCCUCAAAAAGCCCACAGAGUUGUGCAGGAGCUCUUUACCAGGAGGAAGAGCAGCUCAUCCUCCUCGGCCUCCAGAUGGGGAUGCAGCUGCUGGACCAGAUCUCCUGGGAUCAGCAGUGGGACCUCUCCUGGACCUCACCGCACGGUCUUGCAGCUGCAUUCCUGAAAGCUGCAGUGACAGAGGAGCUUGUUUAUGUCUGAACCCAUUUAUCUGCAAGUGGAUCAGGAGUUAAAAGGGAUUCCAGCUUUCUUAUCAGAGCCAUUAUUAGGGAACCAGACUGUGACUGGUGGUGGUAGGAAUGCACCGACUGGGAACUGUCUGUUCCUCCUAACUCCUCUCCAUCCCCUGUCCCUACCCUGCAUGUAAGAAGCAAGUGCUGCAAGACCAGAAUCAGCGGAUGCUGGAGGCCCUGGGGAGCUCAGCUGCAUUGAGGGCUGUGUGAGCCAUUUCCCAGAGCACCACAGCAUCCCACAAAUCCAUCACCCUGCCUGGGCUCUGAGAAGGCACGUGGGGCUGAGCCCGACAGAUUUUCUCUGUCCUUCUGCUAAACUUCCUCUCCAGUUUUAUUUUCUUCUAUUUCUGUUCCCCUGCUGUUAAUCAGAUGAUCCCCUUGGGAACUUCUUUGGGCACCAGCCAGCUGUUGGUUGGGGUGGGAGCUGGGCAGUGGAAGGACAGGGGCAAGUCUGGAGCCUUUGAUUUGCAGUCACAUGGCAAACAAGCCUAUGGGUGAGGCUUAUAGCUGUUUUACAGCUCCUAGUGUUGUUUUAUUCCCUGCUCUUGAGCUGCAAAGUGUAAAUUGCAAGAGGAAAUUAUUUAUGAUUUUUUUUUCUAAUAAACAGCAAUUUCUACUA
Molecule: messenger RNA, 3003 nt
Organism: Meleagris gallopavo (turkey)
Lineage: Eukaryota; Metazoa; Chordata; Aves; Galliformes; Phasianidae
Gene: TMEM184A
Product: transmembrane protein 184A
Source: RefSeq, a predicted model, not a curated record